Molecule: messenger RNA, 670 nt
Organism: Labeo rohita (rohu)
Lineage: Eukaryota; Metazoa; Chordata; Actinopteri; Cypriniformes; Cyprinidae
Gene: sf3b5
Product: splicing factor 3b, subunit 5
Exons: 2
Coding region: 188-448 (86 amino acids)
Biological process (GO): mRNA splicing, via spliceosome
Cellular component (GO): precatalytic spliceosome; U2 snRNP
Source: RefSeq, a predicted model, not a curated record
AACUCUUGUCUACGCCAAUGUUUUCCACACCGACAGAUAUCGGAGUAACUCCUUCCGCUCCGGUUGCAGGCAGCCUGUUUUCACGCACAGCUGCUAAGCUAACAACACUGAGAACUGUUAAAGAAGCAAUUUAUUUACUUUCCUUACAUUUUACUCCGUUUUACUUUAGGAAUACACAUAGUUGAAGAUGACUGACCGUUACAACAUCCACAGUCAGCUGGAGCAUCUGCAGUCAAAGUACAUUGGCACGGGCCACGCAGACACCAGCAAAUGGGAAUGGCUGGUUAACCAGCACAGAGACUCCUAUUGCUCCUACAUGGGCCAUUUCGACCUUCUUAAUUACUUCGCCAUCGCUGAGAACGAGAGCAAGGCUCGGGUCCGCUUUAACUUGAUGGAGAAGAUGCUGCAGCCGUGUGGUCCGCCAGCUGACAAACCUGAAGAUGCUUAGGGUUGUUUUGACUCUGGAUGUUUUCUGUUCAUUCGGUGCUGGGAGAUCAAAUAUAGAGACCCUGGACACAUGGGGGGUUGUGGGUGCUCUUUAAAUCCUCUUGUUUGUGAACCAGUCAAUGUUUUUUUUUUAAUUUUUAAUACUUCUUUUUUGUGGCAUUUUGUAUAGAUUGUUGAAUCACAUGUGUCUUUGAAGAAAAUAAAUUUGAUACCCUAUCACAAA